UACAGGAAAUCAGAUAUUCCUUUGUGAAGCCCUUCUACCUAAGUUCACUCUCACGUAUUUGCCACAGGAUGUGAUCUUCACACUACAAAUAGAUGGCAAAGUUAGCUGUGGCUUAUGCUUCUCUUAUUAAGCAGUUAAUACAUUGAUCAUGACAGAAAAUAACUUUUCAGUGGGAAUUUGAAGGAAACUAUUGCCUGUUUUAUUUAAUGCUUUCAGAAAUUCAUGUUAAACUGUAAAGCACUGUUGCUGCCUUGGCUUGGCCAAAUUCUGUCAUCUCUAGCCAGAAAGGCUGCUACAGGGCCUGGUGUGAUAGUUCAGAUGAAUCACGAUGGCUUUAUGUCAGGCAUCAGAAAGUAAAUGGCCUAUCAGUGUUUCAUAGUGGGCAAAUAAAUCAAAACAUUUUCAAGUUCUCUUGAAGCAAUGUUCUUCUUGCAGAAGGGUAAGAGGGAAGAGAUUUCCUCUGCAGUAAAUGCAAUGAUUCCAUAUUGAUGUCUUUGGCUGCCUGUAGCUGGUUGUGAGCUGUUCUGCUGACAGCUACCUGCCUGGGGAACUCCUGUGUGCAGUGACUGAGUACUCGGUUCAGGAAGCAGUCUGACCUGCAUUGUGAGUAUGGGAAUAAUAAUAAGGAAUAAUAAUAAGGAAUUUAUUGCCAGCAGAAGUUCUGGGGCUGUGAUUUCUUUACCUUACCCUAUUGUGCUGAAUCCCACUGUGAUGAUGGUUUCUGGGUUUAGAAAUAAACCUGUGUACUUCUGAAGUGUUUCUUCUAGGCCAUCUGAAAAAUUGACUUCAUUGAAGAAAAGGAUUGGAGAAGAGAAAUUCUGUUUGCUGGCUUUCACAAGAAUGGAUGGUCAGUGAAUAAAGGAAUACAUAUGAGAUAAGGGCAGAAAGGUGCUAUCAGAAAAAUGCUGGAUGCCAUCAUCUAGAAGCUCACAGCUCCAGCCGAUAAACACUUCUGCUGUCAGUGAAGAGCCAUGAGUUCUCACCUAAGCAACAGAGCUGAGAGCCACUUUCGAGCCCCAGAGGAGCAUGAACUGGAAGCUAUGGGGAAGAAAGCCUGGGAUAAUCCUGUCUACAAUGGCUCACCCUCUGCCUCCUUGAAGAUUCGAGCUAUCUACAACCCCAAAUCAAUUCUGGAGAAUCCCUAUGAGAGCUUUGAAGAGGCGAGGGAUCCGGUGCCAUACCAGGAGGAACAGAAUGAAACCAUGGAGGGGAAGACAAAUCCUUUCCUCAAGUGCUGCUUCUACAUCUUCAGAGGCAUCCGAGGUCUGUGGGGCACUACCCUAACUGAGAACACAGCUGAAAACAGGGAACUUUAUGUGAAGACUACUCUGCGAGAGCUCCUGGUCUACAUUGUGUUCUUGGUGGACAUCUGUCUGUUGACGUAUGGUAUGACAAGUUCCAAUGCCUAUUACUACACUAAAGUGAUGUCUGAGCUGUUCCUGCAGAGCUCCUCAGACAACCGUGUCUCCUUCCAGUCCAUCGGCAGCAUGGCUGACUUCUGGGUGUAUGCACAAGGUCCUCUUCUGGAUAAUCUUUACUGGACAAAGUGGUACAACAAUGAGUCCCUCGCAGCGCACAACACUCAGUCGUACAUCUAUUAUGAGAACCUGUUACUGGGUGUCCCACGCAUGCGACAGCUGAAGGUGAAGAACAAUUCCUGUGUGGUUCAUGAUGACUUCAAAGAGGAGAUCUCAGGCUGCUAUGACGUCUACUCAGAAGACAAAGAGGAAAAAGUCUCCUUUGGACUGAUCAAUGGAACAGCGUGGAGAUACCAUUCUGAGGAAGAGCUGGGUGGCUCAUCUCACUGGGGAAGACUAACCAGUUACAGUGGGGGUGGAUACUACGUAGACCUCAAGUUGACCAGAGAAGAGAGUGCUGAAGCCCUGCAAGUCUUGAAGGAGAAAUUAUGGUUGGAUCGGGGGACACGAGUUGUCUUCAUUGAUUUCUCAGUGUAUAAUGCAAAUAUCAAUCUGUUCUGUGUUCUGAGGUUAGUAGUUGAGUUUCCAGCCACUGGUGGUGCCAUUCCCUCCUGGCAAAUCCGGACAGUCAAGCUUAUACGAUAUGUCAGCACAUGGGAUUUUUUCAUUGUUGCCUGUGAAAUUGUUUUCUGUCUCUUCAUCUUCUACUAUGUGGUGGAGGAGAUUUUGGAGCUGCGUAUCCACAGGCUUCAGUACUUUACCAGCAUAUGGAACAUCUUGGAUGUGGUUGUCAUUCUGCUCUCCAUUGUUGCUAUUGGAUUUCACAUAUUUCGUACCAUAGAGGUGAACAGACUGUUGGGGGAGCUGCUGAAACAUCCUGAAACCUAUGCAGACUUCGAGUUCCUAGCGUUCUGGCAGACUCAGUACAAUAAUAUGAAUGCAGUCAACUUAUUCUUUGCCUGGAUCAAGAUAUUCAAGUAUAUUAGCUUUAACAAAACAAUGACUCAGCUGUCCUCCACGUUGGCACGUUGUGCCAAAGACAUCCUGGGUUUUGCCAUUAUGUUCUUUAUUGUCUUCUUUGCCUAUGCCCAGUUGGGUUACCUUCUUUUUGGGACACAAGUGGAAAACUUCAGUACCUUUGUUAAAUGCAUCUUCACCCAAUUUCGGAUCAUUCUUGGUGACUUUGACUACAAUUCCAUUGACAAUGCCAACAGGGUCCUUGGGCCUGUUUAUUUCGUCACCUACGUGUUCUUUGUUUUCUUUGUGCUCCUGAACAUGUUUCUGGCCAUCAUCAAUGAUACCUACUCAGAAGUCAAGGAGGAACUUUCAAGCCAGAAGGAUGAGCUGCAGCUCUCAGACAUCUUGAAGCAGAGCUACAACCGGACACUUAUGAGACUGAAGCUGAAAAAGGAACAGAUUUCUGAUGUGCAGAAAGCACUGCAGAAUGGAACAAAAGAGCUGGACUUUGAGGACUUCAAGAACAGCUUGAAGGAGCUGGGCCAUGCGGACCAUGAGAUCACAGCAGCCUUCUCCAGGUUUGACAAGGAUGGCAAUCUCAUCCUUGAUGAAGAAGAGCAACAGCAGAUGAAGCAUGACCUAGAGGCAAAAAGGGUUGCUCUAAAUACAGAGAUUGAAAAUUUAGGGAAAUCCUAUGGUGGCAACAACUUGGAGGAGAAUCUGUCCUACAUGGAAGCAAAGAAUAACCAUGCCAAUAAGGCCAGCUGGGUCUCCAAAGAAGAGUUCCAAGUACUCCUGCAACGUGUGCUGCAUCUGGAACAGUCCAUACACAGCAUUGGCUCCAAGAUUGAUGCAGUGGUAAGCAAGCUAGAAGUGCUGGAGAGAAACAAGCUGAAAAUGAAAGAUCUGAUGGGCAAGCCGCUGGAUAACAAUGGGAAGGAAGAAGAACCCCGUCAGGAAGAACUGCUCUCCCAGAGCCUAGACCAGCUGGGGAAGAAAGAAGCAGCAGAAGGCUGGGGAGUGGAAUGUGUACAGGGAAAUAACCCAAGCUGCGUCUCUUCUCAGAAUGGGAUCUGUCCAGUCUUGCUCAGUUUAAGUGUACCAGGGGCUCAGGCACCCAAGAACAUCCAGUCACAGUCUGAUGAGUGCUUCUAGCAAACAGCCCAGUGUUCCCAGCCCAGCUCCCACAGUACUAAGUCAGUGUCAGUUGUUUUUCCUGCUGUUAGAAUAGUCAGAACAGCUGAACUCAGGCACCACUGUUGCCAGAGACUGGUGAUGUGAAAAACUGGGGAUGCUCUUUUCCAGCAUAGUGAUAUGUGAUGUCACAGAUGUAGAACUUCUGGCCCCUGUGUCUCUGGACUAGGUAGAAAUUUGGAACCAGGUAUUGCAUUAGGUUUCUGUCUCUGGACAGGACAAGUCAAAGUGCUUUUACCUAUAUUUUCCCAAGAUGUAAAGGCCUCAGAGCUCUGGAAGUACUUGGAUUCAGAAUGGGAAAUUGCUAGUUGUUUCCCAUGAACACGUGGCUGCUCUCUCAAUUAUGAGGGAAAGUUGAGGUAAUCAUGUUAGCAAAGCAGAAUAUAAUAAUUAGUGUGAGGCCAAAAGUAGAAAAUAGUUGUGUCUAUGUGGUUAUCACCAACUUUGUUCUGUUGUAAUUUGUAUCCAGAACAUUUUGGUUACUGAAGAUUCAGAUGUUGGUUGGUUGGUUACCUUAGAUUCAGAUGUUGGAAAAAAUGGGAUGUAAACACCUCAGUCGAGAUAAUUAAAAUAAGAGUUUACUCCCAGUGUGCUAGGAGGAGAUCUGAAAUUGAAGAAGCAGCUGUUAUUGAUAUUCUGAGGUCUGAACAUCAGGGAAUAGACUACAGUGUUUCUAACACUGCUGCUGAUAUGAAAAAGGUCUUUGUUGUUUAUUUCCACACUACUUAAGACGAGUUUCAAGGUACUGGACAAAACUAAACCAUAUUUACAUAAUUAUGGAGCUUGUAAUUUUCAUGAAAACAAUUUUGCUUGCAGUUGUAGGUGCUGACACCAUUUCAGAUUAGGAAUGUUGUGAAAAAUGUGAACGUCAACUUCUCAAUCACAUGCAAGAUGCAUCUUUUACAGGCAUUUUUCACUUUGAAACUCCACUUUCCUUGUAGCUGGGGCAGGCUGCACAUGCAAGUCAACACUGCAUUUUAAUGAGUGUAUUCUGACUCAUGUCUCUGGUGAAGCUGGCUUGUUGUCCUGUGUUCCAGCUCAUUAGUUCAAUUUUGCAUGGUUUGGCUUAGAUGGUUGGACUGGAUGAUCUUAAAGGUCUUUUCCAGCCUUGGUGAUUCUGUGAUUUUUAUUACAACAAAUAGUUGUUAUGUAUUGCACACAAAUAGUUAAUAUCUUUGAGGAAUGUUUUCAAAAGAUCUUCUUGUGAAAUCAGCAGGGGUAAACGUGUAAAUAUUUACUACUUCACUGCCCUGUUUCUAACUGUUCUUUAUGUACCAAAUCUGGAGGUUGGUGGCUCUGCCUAUGGGAUGUUGGAACUAGAUGAUGCUUAGGGUCCCUUCCAAGCUGAGCCAUUCUAUUAAUAGUGAAUUUCAUCCCAGGGCUGCUGCCGAAGUUUAGCUUAGAAGUCACUUCAUUCACUGCUUAUUCACUGUGGAAAGGCAACCACUUACUGGCUGAAAAUGUCACUAGAGAGAAAAUUUUCAGGGCAGGACCACUGUAAAGGCAUUUGAAAUAUCUUGAUUGCUGUUAACUGCAAGUAGGUUCUGUAGGUUUAAAGCCAGUGGAAAUGUGAGUUGUACCAGACCACUGCUAACAACUCAGAUUAAUGCUGUGCUGUUUAGUGUGCCGUGUGAAAAACCUAGUGGGAAUGUUGAACAGUGACGUUUUGUAUUGCCACCCUUUCAAGAAAGAUGUGGUGAUAUGGUAUGGGUAAAGGUCCCCUAGAAAUGUACGAGGGACCUCAGGAUCAGUCCUGCCCUGGAUGGGCCAGGCUCUAGAGCUGUCACAGCUACAUGGUAAUGUUGACAAACUGAAGAAGAGGGUCAUUUAGUGGCAAGAUCCCAGCAGGAGCUGUGAGACACUGUCAGACAGCCCACAGGGAGCUUGGACUUCAGCUGGGAUAUGCAGGUUCUCACAGCUCUUUUUCCCAUCAGCUGCUUCUGCUGCUGGGGACAAGACUUCUCUGGGAGAUAUUGCCAUGGUUUUUGACUCAAAGUUUUAUUGAAUACAGAAUUGAGCAAGAGCUCAAUUGAGCAUAUGCGAUUUGCCUUCAGCUUUUCCAGCUGAACUCAGAACAAUGAUGUUGCUUAUUUCCCUCUACUUUCAGCACUGAAACCAUUGUCUUAUGCAGGGGAAGAUAGCUUAAAUCAGGGACCUGAGAGCUUUAAUUAAAUUUUCAUAAACAAAAAAAUCCACAUGCUAAAUUAUAAUCCAGAAAAGGAACUGUGUGCUUCUAACAGACUUGACUUGCAUGUGCAGCCCCUUAGCAAUGUGAGAACUGAAGCAAGUUAUUGCCUGCAGGUGGAAACAGUUAAUGCUCUGCAUGCCAAGAAGUACAUAAGAAAGUUCUUCCUUAAAAUCAUUUGGAAAGACCCUGUUUGAGUCUGGCUCAAUAGCAGACCAUGGUUACUGAGGGUUAUGCGCAAAAACAAAAUGACAAGCCUCUCUUUUGAAAUCCGUGGAGGGUAGAGAUGGUGGCAGAUGUGUUGCUGAAGCUCAGCUCAUCACAACAACUGCUGUAGGGUAAACAGGAUCCUGAAAUCAGGUGCUGCCCAGAGCAGGAAGGUGAGGCCUUGCUUUAUAAAGCUCUUGACCUCACACAAGGAGAGUGUUGCUUCUUUCUGUCCAGUGGAAAAGGUGGCACUGCACACCAGGAAUUAGCCUCUGUCCUGUCAUCCUUACUGCACAGUGAUGCCCUGCGUCAGGGAAAGCAGGAGAGGCAAAAGUACAGUGGUGCAGCAGCUGGGCUCAGAUCCACACAGUAGAGACAAUCAGCCACAGGCAGUUCACAGGUAACACAGCUGCUAUUUAGGGCAGUACUGGAGGAGCAAAGUGGUCAUGUUGCAAGGCUGGGUUUGUUCAUGCCUGAACCCAGGGAGGCCAUAUUUCCCCUGUGAAGGGUAAGCAUAGUCUCCACACUCUGAGUAGAGCUUUUGCCCAGCUCUAGCUGGGAUCAGAUAAGAGAUGCAGGCAGCAGUGGUGUCCAGGGUCUCGGCUUGAGCUCCUUCCUCUCUCACCCAGUGUUUCCUCAGAAAGUCCACUCCCUAUGCCGCAUGCUCUGACUUCACUUGUGUGAGUAUCACUAAGCAUGAAACAACUUCUGUUACCAGUGAUGCUUAUGCCUGCAAUUUUCUUCUAUCUUGCUUGUACCUCUGCGUGCAACUAUGUCGUCAGUGCUGUGACAUGCUGUCAUGUAAACAAUGCGUCCUAGUGUUAGCAAGGCAGUUACUUGUCUCCAGCGAUUGCUUGUGUAUAAUACUCAAUUGUGUGUUCAAGCUGGUUGAGAAACAACGUAAAUAACGCUGAACAGUAAGUUUAUGCAAGUGCUAUUUUCAGAUGAAUGUUGUGAGGCCUCCUGGCAGCAACUGCUGUUAUUUAGAUAAUUUGUGUCUCAAGGGGGGAAGUAAAGUGCUUUUUCCUCAACAGUGGGAGCAGAGCUGUAUUUUGUUGCAAUUUGGUCACUGGCUGAAGCCUCCGACAGAGAGCCGCAGCCUUAAAGAAAAUCGCUGUGUGCUGGGGUGGUUAAAGAGCUCACUGAGGCAGAUGGUCACAGAGAAAGCAGUGUCACAGCCACAGUGCCAAAGCACUUGAGUGGUGUGAAGAGACUCAUGGCCUUGCACUGGAAGUGGCACGUCACAGAUGUCUGAAUCUGGGUGCAGAUCACCUGCAAGAGGCAGUCCCAUCCAGCAUGGGUUGUGAGCAUGGAAACCUCCAGAAGCAUCUCCUCAGUGUAUUCCUCAGGAUGCAUUUGCCUCACAGGUAUGAUCUGGAACAUUUAAAUUCCCCCAAACCUGAUAGAUACAGCCAAGAUCCUGGAGACACUUUAUGACACACAUUCAGCAUUCCGGCAGAUGUCAACCCCAAUACCAGCCCCUCACACCUGAGAGCUGUCCUUUGCUGUUCUCAUAGGGGGUUGGGAGCAACCACAUGUUUAUUUUACUGAGGACAAACUCUGAAUAAUGCUUUUUCUAUGUCAAAAAGAAGCAUAACCCAAAGUUUCCAACGCUUUAUGAUGCUAGAUCUUCUUAGUAAGAGCUAGUGUCAGCUUCAGUGCUGAUUUCUUGGCCUUCAGCACAGGGAGCUGGGCUGGGGAGCAUGCUCUCUGCCUCUUCUACGAGUGCUUAGUAGUGGGAGUUGAUGAUAAACCAAUAGUACUCAGUCACACAGUUUAUUACAAACUAGGCAAAAGGGAGGUGAGAAACUGUCAUCAUGUGAUAAGCCAGCUGAUAACAAAACCAGAUAAACUCCUCCACACAUAAAAGCAAGAAGCCCCGUUUUGGGAAAACAUUCCACAGAGGAGGAAUCUCAGUGAGUGCAAAGUCUCAGUCUCCCCAGGUUGGGACAUCAAGGGGGGUGUUAAAAGGAACGUGGCAGUUUUUUGAGAGCAUUUUUGCAGGACAUGAUGCCUGAGGAGCUGACCAGGCUGGCAGCAUGGGAUCAGAAGUGGGAAAUACCAGGAGUACAAAGGUUUUAUCAAGAAGUCACAAAAGGAGUUGCCCUAUACAGGCCCAGAAGAGGCCAUUCCACCAGCCUGUGUUCUCCACCAUAGCAAUAUGGAGUCAAAGGUAGCAACCAGCUGAAACCACAGAGCACCAGGGUCUCAACUGUUCACUACAUCGCAUUGGGGUGUGUGAUGAGGGGUCUGCCUUUAGAAGAGGUAAACAGUGCAGUGCUUAUGGCUUCCAACCUACCUCUAGACUUUCCACGAGCAUUAAAGGUGGAGGGGAAAAGCACAGUACAACACUGAAAAGCCGCCUCAGCCACCUCCUCUGUCUGCUGGGCAUGCUUUGUUAAAGGCCUUUCCAGCUCUGAUUUGCUAGCAUUGUAUGUUUGUCCAAACAGACUGUUCAGCAUCUAGGCACCAAGACCCGUGCUCAGGUGGUGUGGCCAGGGCUCCUUGUUGCUGACAGAGUUGAAUCAUUGUGUUGUCUGACUUCAUAGAUGAGUGACCAAGGGUUGGUUUUGCGCAUGGUCUAUUCAUACCCUUUGAGUGAUGACGGUGUUCAGUUUCUCAUCCCAUUCCUCCUAUGUUUGCUGGCUAUACUAAACUGGGAGGAGCUGCUGACUUUGCCAAGACUGGAGAAGCCUUGCAGAGACAUCUAGACAAAUUAGAGAGUUGGGCAGUCACCAACUGCAUGAAGUUUAACAA
This is a messenger RNA of Coturnix japonica (Japanese quail), 8718 nucleotides long. RefSeq names its product polycystin 2 like 1, transient receptor potential cation channel (gene PKD2L1). Gene Ontology annotation, biological process: potassium ion transmembrane transport; detection of mechanical stimulus. The record is from RefSeq and is a predicted model, not a curated record. Gene Ontology annotation, cellular component: membrane. NCBI's taxonomy places the organism in Eukaryota, Metazoa, Chordata, Aves, Galliformes, Phasianidae. Gene Ontology annotation, molecular function: sodium channel activity; calcium channel activity; muscle alpha-actinin binding.